AUGUCCUCAAGGUCAGCCACGCUGCAGCAGAUGUCAGAAUGUCCUUCCUGUCCUAACACAGCUCACUCAUCUUUCCCUGUAGCAGUGGCCACCAGCCACCAACGCCAAAACUACUGGACCUGGGAGCGCCACGGCCAGGUGCAGCUGCGGCUGGAGAAGAACUCGCUGGACUAUGAGGCGCCGCUCACCGUGCACGACAUGGUCAUGGACACGGCCAUCAAGUACGCCGACUACAUCGCGCUGGGCUCCAAGCACAGGAACGGCUGGCACACGCUCACCUACAUCGAGUACUACGAACAGUGCCGGCGCGCCGCCAAGGCCUUCCUCAAGCUGGGCCUGGAGCGCUUCCACAGCGUGGGGAUCAUGGGGUUCAACUCUGCGGAGUGGGCCAUCGCCAGCAUCGGAGCCAUCAUGGCAGGAGGUUUCUCUGUUGGCAUCUUGUCCACCACCUCCCCAAAAGCUUGCCAGGUCAUCGCUGAGAACACGGAUAUGGACAUCUUUGUGGUGGACAAUGACAGGCAGCUGCAGAAAGUCACCCAGAUCCAGAGCUACCUGAAGCAUCUGAAGGGCAUCGUGCAGUACAAGGAUGAGCUUCAAGUGGAGCAGGAGAAUCUAUAUUCAUGGAAGGAGUUCCUGAACCUUGCAGGAGACAUCUCAGAUGAGAAACUUGACCGGGUCAUCGACUCCCAAAAACCCAACCAGUGUUGCACCUUGGUCUACAGCAUGGGGUCCACGAGCCUCUCAAAGAUUGUGAUGCUCAGCCAUGACAAUAUCACCUGGACCACGGCGGCCACCGUCCAGAGCCUCUGUUAUAAGUGUCCCCCGGAAGGGCAGGAGGUCCUGGUGAGCUACUUGCCACUCAGCUACAUCAAGGCCCAGAUUUUCGACAUGUGGGUGGCCAUCUUGGUGGCGGGGACACUGUACUUUGCCCCACCAGAGGCUGGGAGAGUGGGUAUGAUUCCACGUCCCCCCGGAGCGGGCUUCCUGAUGGACAUGCUGCAGGAGGUGCAGCCCACCACGUUCUACGGCACCCCAUGGAUCUGGGAGAGGAUGCUGGACAACCUCAAGACCAGCCAGCUGGACUCCUCCACCUUCCGCCGGAAGCUGGACUGCUGGGCCAUGAAGCUGGGGCUCAACACCAACAGGAAGAGGAUGUUUGAGCAGGUCCAUCCCCCGCUGUGCUUCCGCUUGGCCAAGAUGCUGACGUUCAACAGAGCCAGGAAGUUCCUGGGCCUGAGUCACUGCGAGCAGUUCUUCAACAUUGGCCUGGGGCUCCCCACGGCCACCCUGGACUUCUUCCUCAGCCUGAACAUCCCCAUCUUCGAGCUCUAUGGCCUGUCCGAGGGCACGGGCAUCCACACCCUCUCCAGCCACCAGGCCUUCCGGCUGCCAAGCUGUGGGAAGGGGCUCCCCAACACCCACACCAAGGUGAAGAAGGAGAACGAGAAGUGCAUUGGGAACAUCUGCAUCUGGGGCCGGAACAUCUUCAUGGGGUAUCUCAAUGACAAGGAGGGCACCCAGAAGAUGAUGGACUGCUACGGCUGGAUGAACACCAGGGACCUGGGCUGCUUGGACGUUAAUGGCUUCCUUUAUGUCUUGGGCAAUGUCAAGGACCUCAUCACCCUGAGCUCAGGGGAGAAGAUCAACCCCCGCCCCAUCGAGGAGCGGGUGAAGAUGCAGAUACCCAUCGUGCGCCACGUCAUGGUGGUGGGCCAGGACGCCCCGUACCUGUGUGCCCUCCUCACACUGAAGUGCCAGAUCAACUCAGAGACUGGAGAGCCCCGCACAGCACUGACCAGCGAAGCCGUGGCUUUCUGCCGGAAGCUCAAGAGCCAGUCCACCAGGCUGACGGACAUCCUCCACAAACGCGACCCCGUUGUCAUGGAGUUCAUCAGCCAGGGGAUUAAGGCUGUGAAUGCAGGGGCGCCCUCGGAGAGUGCCAGGAUCAUCAAGUGGGCCAUACUGGACACAGACUUCUCCGUGGGUGGCGGGGAGCUCGGAAUCACGGAAAGACUGAAGAGGGUGGCGGUGGCCAAGAUGUACCAAGCGGAAAUCAAUGACUUCUAUGAGGAUUUGGGUUAA
Marmota flaviventris (yellow-bellied marmot) is the source of this 2082-nucleotide messenger RNA. The record is from RefSeq and is a predicted model, not a curated record. NCBI's taxonomy places the organism in Eukaryota, Metazoa, Chordata, Mammalia, Rodentia, Sciuridae.